GAGGCUGAUGAUUGUGAAUUGGAGGAGAGGGGACAGGAAGGAGGGCGCCGAGUAUCCGUGGCUGUAACAGGAGCAGUCGAAGCUCCAGAUGGCGGCUGGGGCUGGAUGGUGCUGGUUGCCUAUACUUGUCCUGGCUUUGACACUGGCAUUUCCCUCCUGCGUGGGAAUCUUCUACACUGACUUGCAGAAUGAGUUCCACGCAACCAACAGCGAAACCUCCUGGGUGCCCUCCAUCAUGACGUCAGCGCUUCAUGCAGGAGGUCCCUUUUGUAGCAUGUUGGUGGAGAAACUUGGCUGCCGAGCGACAAUCAUGUUGGGAGGGGUCCUGAGCGGGCUUGGAAUGGCUGCCAGCUCAUUUACCCAGUCAAUCACUGAGCUUUACAUCACCGCCGGGGUCAUUACAGGUCUUGGUUUCUGCUUCAGCUUCCAACCAGCUGUGACAAUCCUGGGACACUACUUUGUGCGUCGCCGUGUAUUUGCCAACGCCAUGUCCUCCACGGGCACCGCCUUGGGACUGUGCGCUCUGCCUGUCCUGGGAAACUACCUCCAUACAGAGUACGGUUGGAGAGGAAGUUUUCUCAUUCUGGGGGCCGUCCUGCUGAACUGCUGUGUGUGUGGAGCUGUGAUGAGGCCCCUCCAGCCCAAAAGGCAUCGUGGCCAGCCGCUGAUGAACCACGGACCUCCUCCGCCAGAUGAGAAUAGUGAGAGCAAGAAAAAAGGGAGGGCGAGGACGAUUUGGAGCUCCAUGUUAGCUUUCCUGAGCAAACACAUGGCCUUCAAUCAGUUCUGCAAUAACUUGCGCUACCGCGUGUACUCCAUCGGCAUCACGUGGACGAUGCUCGGGUUUGUGGUACCUCUGGUGUAUCUGGUUCCCUACGCCACAGCAAAUGACAUGGAGCCGAGUCAGGCUGCGUACCUGCUGUCCAUCCUGGGGAUCGUCAACAUCGUGGUGCGGCCACCGUUUGGCAUCGUCUUUAACAUGCCAUGGUUCAAAGGGCGACACGUUUACGUGUUUUCUGCAGCUUUGCUUGUCAAUGGGCUCAGUAACAGCAUCUGCUGCAUCGGGCCCAGCUUCCAUGUACUGCUGGCUUACGUGGUGAUCUACGGGCUUUCCAUGAGCGUGGUGGGCUCCCUGAUGUUUACUGUCCUCAUGGAUGUAGUGGAGAUGAGCUGCUUUCCCUCAGCCCUUGGCCUCCUUGCUGUCAUGGAGAGUGUCACGCUGCUCAUUGGGCCUCCACUGGCAGGAAUCCUGGUUGACAGAACGGGCCACUAUUUCCAUGUUUUUUUUGCCUGCAGUGCCGUUGUUGCCUCAUCCGCCGUGUUCCUUAUGGUGUCGUUUUGCUGGCUGGAUAAAAAGGAGAGGAAGGCGCUGAAUCAGGUGAAGCCACCCACGGCUCCCGACCCGGCGGCACCUACGAUUGACAUCGUUCCUGGUUGCCAAUACAGCAGCGUGUCCACAGAGGGAGAUAAAGACAAGGCCUCAGCUAACGGGGCGGAGUAUAUCACCAGCGUCUGAACCUGCUUACACUGUGUGUCACCUUUUAGCACACGUCACACCUUCGGUCAGACUGUUCUGCAAAUGAUUCCUAAUAUUUGCGGCCGCUUGCCUGGUGCGUCAGAUGUGUCGAGGUUUAUUUUUCUGAAAGAUGCCACACAUCCUAACAUCUGGAGCACCAUAAAAGUCAGAACAAAUAGUACGAAGAGUAGGGAUGGGUAUCGUUUAGGUUUUAUCCGAUACCGGUGCCAAACCGGUACUUUUGAAA
Maylandia zebra (zebra mbuna) is the source of this 1763-nucleotide messenger RNA. RefSeq names its product solute carrier family 16 member 5a (gene slc16a5a). Gene Ontology annotation, biological process: transmembrane transport; monocarboxylic acid transport. Lineage: Eukaryota; Metazoa; Chordata; Actinopteri; Cichliformes; Cichlidae. Gene Ontology annotation, molecular function: monocarboxylic acid transmembrane transporter activity. The record is from RefSeq and is a predicted model, not a curated record. Gene Ontology annotation, cellular component: basolateral plasma membrane.